Geodia barretti is the source of this 3529-nucleotide messenger RNA. Lineage: Eukaryota; Metazoa; Porifera; Demospongiae; Tetractinellida; Geodiidae. The record is from the annotation of a GenBank genome assembly.
CCUGCCCCUAUUCACCCUGCCCGGCUGUUGCAGCCUCACGGGGGACACGUAGUAAAUGGCGGAUUUCAGGGAAAGGGGAAAUCAACUUUUUGCCGAGAAAAGAUACUCUUUGGCAGGAACCUAUUAUGGGAAGGCAAUCGUGGCUCAUCCUAAUGUCGCAACCAACUUCACAAACAGAGCUCUGUGUUACAUAAAGCUAAACCAGUGGAACUUAGCAGUUGAGGAUUGUCAGAAAGCGAUACAGCUGGACCAAAAUCUUAUUAAGGCCCACUUCUUUUUUGGUCUGGCACUUACUGAACUUGAGAGCUUUGAUGAUGCAAUAAUGGAAUUAAUCAAAGCUAAUGACCUUGCUUGGCAGCAGCGUAGAAAUUUUGGUGAGGAUAUUGCUUCAGCUGUACGCCAUGCCAAGAAAAUGAGAUGGAGACAAAUUGAAGAGAAGAGAUUACAACAGCAAAGUGACUUGCACACUUUCUUGCUCACCCUACUACAUGAACAUAUGGAGAGACAUGUUUCACUUCAUUCUGGUGCAACUCCGAGUAGUGACUGUAAAGCUUUGAUGGAUAAAGAACAUGCAGAACGGGUAGUAGAGAUUAAUUUACUCUUCACAGAACUGGAAAAAGCAAGAGAGAAGAGGGAAGUUCCUGACUAUCUCUGUGGAAAGAUCAGUUUUGAUUUGAUGAAAGAUCCUUGUAUAACCCCAAGUGGUGUAACGUAUCCUACAUAGGAUGAUGCUAACUAUAAGAGCAAAAGUUGUUUGAAACAGCCAAUUUCUGAUAAUGUUAGCAUACCCUAGACAAAAUGUUUCAAUUAUGGAAGUAAAAAUCUUCAGGGCGCUGAGAAAUGUAUUUUUGUGCAGGUCACUUUCUUCCAAAGAUUUGUACCAUGUUAGUGCACUCUUGGGCAUAUCAUUGGUUGUGCAAUUUUAGGAGUAUGUACUGCAUGUGUGACCUUGGACCUUUGUGAAUCAUCUGACUUAACACUGAAGAAAACAUUAUAUUUUAAACACGUGUCUAUUUUCUUAAUAGAAUUUAAAGGUUUGACAGAAAGGAUAUUGAAGAUCAUCUACAGGUACGUUGUAUUUGCGAAACCCAGAAUAACAAGGAGCUUUGCACACAUUACGCAGUUCUGCUCCUUUAUCCAACAUACGACUUAUCAACAUGAUCCCCUGUCUUUGCUAAUACAUGUCACAUGGCUGUCCUGUGCAACCAUACCCCUUGUUGUCAGGAAGGAAAACCCAGGAAACACCUAUUUGUUACAAUUUACAUAGUGACUAUGAACCUUGCCUACAAUGCUUUACUGCUGGCCUGUUAGCUAAGCGACAGACUGAGACCACAUGUAAAUCUACUGUGUAGUCUAGUAGCAAUAUACUGACAUGCAUAUCAAUGUGUAUACGAGUGCUUCUCCACGGAGGGUUUUUACUGUAGUGCAUUUCAUUUUAGUAGGUACGUACAAGUGGAAGAAUCAUUUCUUUAAAAUGAAGGGAUGGCUCAAAAUACAAAAAAAAAUUUAUCAACAAGGAGUAACUAAGAUUACACCUUAUUUAUUUGUGGUAGUGUCAUGUAGUAAUUACCCUUUUGUUUAUCAUUUCUGUUUUGAGCCAUUCUAAUAACCCCAUUCAUUUGAAGAAAUGAUUGUAAGAUUGAUAGUCACUCUGUUGCGCAAUGUUGUUGACAAUGAACAAUUCAAACUUGUUGAUGCUGACUGACAAACAGUCACGUUAGAAGCUAAUGGAGUGGGAAGGCAGGGACCCUGAAACACCGUUAACCCUCGGCGCGCAUGCGCAGCGAGGGUUACGGUAGUUAGGUCUGUGUGUCUGUCUGUUACUCUUCAUCUCACUUCUCGAGUGUUCGUUCGUCUCACAAAGGAUACCACCUACUGAACGGGCAAUGAAAGAAAUUUCGAACUGUUUCUCUGAAAACGCUCCGUUGCAAAGCUAGAGUGCAAAAAAGCCAAUAUGCAAAUACACAACGGCUUACUACGGCAUGAUCGAUCCGCGUGCUCUGCGUACCUCGGAGGCACCAGAAGAUGCAACGCAGGGCGUGUAUCGCCUCUCUCAUGCUAUCUAGUAGUGUAGUUAGCCCGCGUCAGACUCUGCACGAGCUGGCAAGAUACCACGAGUAACAGCAAAAACUAAACCCAGCCCAUCAAUUAGUGCUAUGGCGCAAGCGUUUACUUACACGUGCGCGUCACAGUGCGCCAAAGGUUUGCACUUCAGUGCUUUUCAUUACUUAACGACGUUUUUGAACGCAGCGUUUAAACGAACAACUCGUGCAUAAAAGGGGGGGUGGCCGGGGCAAAACAGCAAGUAUACUAAGCAGCCUGGAAGCCUUCUAUCUCACUGGAUAUCUUUCUAGGCUCUGCUUAGCCUCAAAACUAGAUAGAAAAUGAGCAAAGAACACCAUGGACCCACCAUGUCGCGCCAAUCGCGAAAAACCGGCAAGAGAACGGUGGAUGAGUGGUGUUGAAACUGUCCUAGGAGUUUCAGCCAGCACCCAUACGUGUUGUCAACAAGCUAAGCAUAGGUCGAGCUAAAGUACGUUCACGCUGAAAAUGCACCUUGAAAAUGUAGAAUAACUUCCGAUUCCAUUACCGUAUGCAGCCACGCUUGGUGUCAAAAUGGAGCGCUUCGUUAAGCGCUUACCCCAUUCAAAUCCACUGCGUAGUUUUUUCGCUACGCAUAGUCCCAUUCAGCAUACUUUACAUACGGCAGAAUAGUACCGCCCUCCUCAUUAUCUACUUCCGCAUGCAUUCUCAACGCGGACGUACUUAUUGUCUGGUGCCCAGACCCUUCACAGAAUAUAUGCACAUGCGUAAACGCAUGAGCGAGAGAAGGAUCUGGUAAAUAACUAUGCCUCUCCACGGGCCAAGGAAUUUCAGUAACCACUUAUCUCGAGUGGUUGAGGUUACACCCACCGCACACACGUAGACUUUCUGCUUUUUAUACGGAUGGACGGUACUUGCAUAAACUGCGGAGCAAGCCUGCUUGACUCAAAGCCCGUGUCAGACUCUCCGUGAGCUACUAGCGGGAGACCACAGGUAUUACUAUUAUAGCCCAACCCAUCGAUGCGCAGUUCGCCGAAUACUGAACUGUGUUGUGCAUAUAUAUAGUGUACGCUGCUUGUUGUGCAAUGCUUUUCUAUGACAUGUGUUGUGCAAUGGUGUUGCAAAGCUAAAAAUAGUAGCAUCUGCAAUGGACAUGAUGAAUUGGUCAAAAUAGUCUACCCUUAGUUACUUUGCUAUAUGCACAAUAUACUCUCAAACUUCAUGACUAACAACUCUAUUGACUCGUGCCAAGGGUUUGCACUUUAGUGCUUUUCAUUUGCAGUGGCUUUUAUGCUUCUUGCGCAAAGUGGUGUGCACAUGCACAUGUUUUCAAGGUCUUUUUAUCUGCUUAUCUUCAUUGUGGCUUCCUUUGAGCCGCCCUUGGACUAGUCAGUACACUCAAAGACUCCACUUUACAAUAAUUAUUCUCUAGCCAGGUGCAGGUUCUGACAUUGAUAACGGCCUGGUCCCUUGCCUAAAAGCGUGG